Molecule: messenger RNA, 389 nt
Organism: Effrenium voratum
Lineage: Eukaryota; Dinophyceae; Suessiales; Symbiodiniaceae
Source: the annotation of a GenBank genome assembly
UUCGUUUGACCCCUUCCAUCUCCUGUUUGCUUGUCGCCAUGGACGUGUCCGGGGACUGUCGCCUGUGCCUGUGCGCGGACCGCGACGAUGCCCCGGGCAACGCGGGGCAGUUGUGCCUCCCCUGCGACUGCCGCAGCCCCGUGCACCUGGGCUGCGUCUCCGAGUGGCAGCAGGCGCGCUGGUGGCAGCUGCUGGAGCAUGGCUUUGACUUCGACGAAGCCUACGCGCGGAUCAACACCUGCGAGGUCUGCGGGGCUCGCUGGAUGCCGCGGGGCCGCGUUCCGCCCCCCAAGUCCCACGCCACCUGCCGCGCCUUCGGCGGCAGCGGCAAGGUGGCGCUGAGGCGCCUCGAGGGGUGGGCGUCUACACCCUCUCCCCAGAACAGAUAG